UCAGUUCCUCCAAUGUGGUUCCUAUAGUUCCUUCAGGAACUGCUGGGAAAUGAAGAUACUAUUAGAAUUAUGCAGAUGGAUAAUUCCAGGGUAAGAAAUGCCAAACUCUUGGUGCUCUCUCUUAAUGUGUUUUUAUGAACCUUUUUAUCAACUGUUUGUUUGUGAGCAUGGAAAAAAAUUCUGCCCAUCCUCGUUUUUGAAUGGAGUCAUGAACUUCCCCUAUGUAUUUUCGAUUAUCCUGUUGAUGGAAAUAAAAGCUUAAAUCAGGCAGUAUUUAAUAUGCUUACAACAUUUGAAAAUGAACUAUUCAAAGAAUGAUAGAGAGAUGAGGAAAAUAUAUGCAAUACAUAUUCACAAAUAGCUUUGUUUUGACAUUUAUCUUGCUGCAUUCAUUCUGCCAACUGGCUGCAGGCAUGGCUACCAAAAGAAUGAACACAUGUUGCAUUCAUUAGUUCUCAUCUGGCUGUGCUUCAUCUUGCAAGGCAGACAAAAUCACAAUCGUACUAAAUAGAUUGUAAUGCAUUUGUAAUAUGAGGUCUCUUCCACUUAACAGAAUGAUACAGUUGCAAAGCUCCUGCUCUUAAAUCCCUGGUACUUUGCUUCAUUUUAAUGAAAUGCAUACAAGUAUACUGUGAGUGACGUCAUUGCUUUUUUGCCUUGAAAGAUGUCAUAGGAAAAAUAUUCCAAUAUAAUACUAAACAAAUAGCCACCCUGUUGCCCUCCCCUCUGUGUGAACUUUUCAUUUCAUAUUGUGCUUCUACUGCUGUUAGAUUGGUUUUCUUUGACACAAAUAGACAUUCUUUGGAACAAUAAUCGUUUCUUUGGAUUGACCAAAUACAAAAAUCCUCAUCAUUAGCUAUCUGCAGUGCUUCUUAUUGUUCAGACUUAUUGCAAAUAGACUGCUGUUGUCUUGUUGUAGCUACCAUCACGAUUUUAAAGCUAUGUUUAAUGUUCUCUGUGAAUAUGUUGCAGUGUUGUCUCUCUGGAAGAGACAUGGCAGGGUAUAUCUGUGUGACAGCCUAAUUGUUUUAGUUUUAAAUGGAGAGCUCUGCAAGACCCUGUGUGUGUAUGUAAACAAUGCCCAUUUUCUGACUUUCAAGCAGGUUGAAGAGCAGCUGGUAAAUUCUGCUUUCCUUAAGGGGGGGGGGAAGGGCAAGACAGUCGUAAUGUUGGGAUCGCUGAUGGAUAGCUAGCGCACGGUGAAGUAUUUCUGCGCCGCAUGCACUCCUAAGUGCCUUUAUUGGUGUGUUUCUGACGUCGGAGGGCUAGCCACUCCCUGCGGCAGCCUGGGAUUUUUGUCCCCAUCCCACCCCCUCCAGCCUCUGGCCGGGGCUGCAGGCAGAGGGGCCAAGCUGGGGGCCAGCAAUGGAGGGCAGCUUGCCCUGCCUGGCGGCCGGCUGUGAUCCCGCGGCACUGGGGAGCUUCUGCACGGAUGACAGCAUCUCAGCUGCAAGCACAUCUGAUGUCCAAGACCGACUUUCAGCCUUAGAGCUGAGAGUACAACAACAAGAAGAUGAAAUCACUGUCCUAAAAGCAGCAUUGGCUGAUGUGCUAAGGCGCCUUGCUAUCUCUGAAGACCAUGUAGCUUCUGUGAGAAAAUCAGCUCCAAGUAAAGGUCAGCCAAGCCUCCGAGAAGCUAUCUCGAUGUCCUGUAUAACCAAUGGGAGUACAGGAAGCAGGAAAACAAGCCACAGUUCCUCUGUAUCUGUUGCCAGAAAAGAAACUUUUUCAUCUGCUGCAAAAAGCGGUACAGAAAAAAAGAAGGAAAAACCUCCUGGACAGAAAGAAAAAAAAGAGGAAUCUCAUUCUAAUGAUCAAAGUCCACAAACUCAAGCAUCACCUUCUCCCCAGCCGCCCUCACAGACUCUCCAAACACACAGGCAAACUUCAGAAAGCAAGAGUUCUGCUCCAACUAAAAGCAUAAAGAGAUCGUUGACUGCUGAAAAACCUCACAGUGCUUGGGAGAGCUCGGAUGACAAUCGUAACAAGCUACUGAGAGUAGCAUCAACAUCUAAAUUAAUAUCGAAAGUGGCAAAGAAUGCAGACAAGCACAAAGAUGUCAUCAUCAGCCAAGCAAAAAUGUCAACUCGUGAAAAAAACAGCCAAGAGGGAGAAUAUAUCAAGAUGUUCAUGCGGGGUCGACCAAUCACAAUGUUCAUUCCUUCUGAUGUAGAAAACUAUGAUGAUAUUAGGACUGAGCUGCCUCCUGAAAAAUUAAAACUGGAGUGGGUAUAUGGGUAUCGUGGAAGAGAUUGUAGAGCCAAUGUUUACCUCCUUCCUACCGGAGAAAUUGUAUAUUUCAUAGCAUCAGUUGUGGUACUAUUUAAUUAUGAAGAGAGAACUCAACGACACUACCUGGGUCAUACGGACUGCGUUAAAUGUCUUGCAGUUCAUCCAGACAAAAUUAGAAUUGCAACAGGACAGUUAGCUGGAGUGGAUAAAGAUGGAAGGCCCUUGCAGCCCCAUGUUAGAGUGUGGGACUCAGUGAGCCUGGUGACACUGCAGGUUAUCGGCCUGGGGACUUUCGAGCGUGGAGUUGGGUGCUUGGAUUUUUCAAAAGCGGAUUCUGGUACUCAUUUGUGUGUAAUUGAUGACUCUAAUGAACAUAUGCUCACUGUAUGGGAUUGGCAGAAAAAAUCAAAAGUAGCAGAAAUAAAGACUACAAAUGAAGUUGUGCUUGCUGUAGAAUUCCAUCCAACUGAUGCAAAUACCAUAAUAACAUGUGGCAAAUCUCAUAUAUUUUUUUGGACUUGGAGUGGCAAUUCAUUAUCAAGGAAGCAAGGGAUAUUUGGGAAAUAUGAAAAGCCCAAAUUUGUUCAGUGUUUGGCUUUUUUGGGAAAUGGUGAUGUGCUCACUGGAGACUCAGGUGGGAUAAUACUUAUAUGGGGCAAAACUACUGUAGAAUCUACUCCAGGAAAAGGACCUAAAGGAGUAUAUCAGAUAAGCAGACAAAUCAAAGCUCAUGAUGGCAGCGUAUUUACCCUCUGUCAAAUGAGGAACGGGAUGCUGCUAACAGGAGGUGGGAAAGACAGAAAGAUCAUUCUGUGGGAUCAUGACUUGAAUCCCGAAAGGGAAAUUGAGGUUCCUGAUCAGUAUGGAACAAUAAGAGCAGUAGCAGAAGGAAAAGCAGAUCAAUUUUUAGUGGGUACUUCACGAAAUUUUGUUUUACGUGGAACAUUUAAUGAUGGUUUCCUAGUAGAAGUACAGGGACAUACAGACGAACUCUGGGGACUGGCGUCACAUCCUUUCAAAGACUUAUUUUUAACUUGUGCUCAAGAUAGGCAAGUUUGUAUGUGGAACUCUGUGGACCACACACUGGAAUGGACCAGGCUGCUAGAUGAACCAGGGCACUGUGCUGACUUCCAUCCCAGCGGAGCGGUGGUUGCGAUAGGAACGCACUCAGGACGGUGGUUUGUUCUGGAUGCAGAAACAAGGGAUCUGGUCUCAAUACACACUGAUGGCAACGAGCAGCUCUCAGUGAUGCGCUAUUCAGUAGAUGGCACCUUACUUGCAGUUGGAUCCCAUGACAACUUUAUUUACCUCUACAUAGUAACAGAAAAUGGAAGAAAGUAUAGCAGACAUGGAAAAUGCACUGGACAUUCCAGCUAUAUUACACACCUUGAUUGGUCCCCAGACAACAAGCAUAUUAUGUCAAACUCAGGAGACUAUGAAAUACUAUACUGGGACAUUCCAAGUGGCUGCAAGUUGAUCAGGAAUCGUUCUGACUGUAAGGAUAUAGAUUGGACAACAUACACUUGUGUGCUAGGCUUUCAAGUGUUUGGAGUAUGGCCUGAAGGAUCAGAUGGGACAGACAUAAAUGCUCUUGUCAGAUCCCAUAAUCGAAAAGUGAUAGCAGUUGCUGAUGAUUUUUGUAAGGUCCAUCUCUUUCAGUAUCCCUGUUCCAAGCCAAAGGCUCCGAGUCACAAAUACAGUGCUCACAGUAGUCAUGUGACAAACGUCAGCUUUACCCAUAGCGAUAGUCACUUGAUCUCAACUGGAGGGAAAGACAUGAGUAUUAUCCAAUGGAAACUUGUGGAGAAGGUAACUCUACCACAAAAUGACAUUGUUGUAGACAUCGGUGCAACCAAAGUGCCCAUCCCUGCCAGUGAGAAUGCUGUACAGUCUUCUGCUCCCCUCCCGCAGCCUUUUAACGAAAUGAACCAAACUGAAAGUGUAACUGGCAGCUCUCCGGCUUCCCUGGAGAGCAACUUGGAGCAGUCUGCGGAGGCCAGUGAAGAGCAGAGUGAGGAGCAAAGUGAUGGGAGCAGCCUGGACCCCGCCGAGCCAGGCUAUGAGGAGCCCUCCAACGAGACGAGUGAGGAGCACAGCGAGUCCACGGUCACUGAGGAGCAGCAGGAAAACUCGCCAGAGUCAUAAUGCUCCCAGCUCAGAUGGUUGUUAUUUUCUCUUGGUGUGCGUGCUUUCAUUACAGGGUGAGGGUUCAAAUAGGCAAAAGUAGCUGAGAUUCAUGACCACUCCAGCUUUUUGAGUUUUGGUGAAAUUUUUAGUCUGAGCUUCAGUUCAAUAUGUGGAACCAUCCCAAGGGCCUGGCUUCGAUGGUUUGUAUCAAGAUCUGGUCAAAGUUAGUAGUGGACAUUAUCAUAGAUCCAUUGUAGUUCUGAAAUUGCUGUUAGGAAGUGGCAUGAAAUAUAUACUGGAAAAAAAGGUUAGCUCUAAGAAUUAGCUGAGAUAGACCACCUUACCUAUGUGAAAGGGCUUUCUGAAAGAGCUAAGCUGAUGGGAAGCACUGAGCAAUUCCAGCUGAGGAGUUACCGUGCUGCUUUUUCUAGGUGCGAAGACAAACAAAAACCAAAAAUCUCUUGGUAGGGCUGUUUUCCUUUGUUUUUUCUUAAUGAGAAAAAUAGAGGAAAAACAAUGUAAUGAUGCCACGUGUAUGGCAAUGCCUUCUUGAUCUAACACAUAUGCAAUUUUCUAACACUACUAAUUCCUAGUGGAGUCUGGACAUGCUCACAGUUGGUCUGCCCUGGGUGCUGCUCGUUCUAAGGCAAAUCCUAUCGAGGAAUGGUGUCAGCUGUUCCAUUUUUAUAGGCUACUUAAUAACAGACUAACCAAAUACUGGUGUGUUUCACUUUUCAUGACCUGAAAGUUGAUUAAAACAGUAGGAUCCAAUUGUCUCUUCAAAGAAUUGCUUGCCUAGAGAGUCUUUACAGUGACUUCGAUGUGAAUGGCAGAGAAUGCGCGACAAGAACACAAGUCAGAUGGGCUCCAGAGUUAAGCUUUAAGCCUUCAAGCAGAACUUGCUCCAUCCGUAGUAGGAGAAAAAUACAGUUAACUUAAAUUAUUAAAUUGGUGCUUGGGAUUAGUAUAUUAAGUUGGUAAUUUUUUUCUUAAUUUUUUAGAGGUAACUCUUGGAAUCAUUAAACUGCAAUCUUUCUUUUCUUUUUUUUUUUUUAACUCCAGUUCCUUUCGCAGUGGUGAUAGAAGCAUACAGCAAUUUAGAUGAUGUGAUUUUUUUGUUGUUGUUUUUGUUUUCAGACUUGCUGAUAUAUUUUUGUGACUUUGUUUUUUCCCAUCCCUACUUCCCCACCACCUCUCUCUCCCCAGGUUGCUCUACGCCAUGCAGCUCUCAUGUGGCUAUACCUGGCCAGUUACGGGAUAUCUUGGCAUUUGUUAUGCAUUUGGAAAGUAAUUUUUUUUUUAAUGAAGUUUGUCAGAUAGCUACAAUUUUUUCUUAAGUGCAUACGUUUCCUACUUUAAAAAGAUAUAGUUUUACUGACAGAUAUCCAUUUCCUAUGUACUUGUUUAUAUUUUGAUUACAUAGAAUUUUCUUUUUUAACUUGCUGCAUUGUGCUGGUAUUUUAGUUCUUAGUUAGAAUAUCAUGUUUAGAUACUUUGGAUGAGUUCAUAAGUCUUAAUUGUGCAAGCGUUUACGUGAUUGUGCCAUUCCAAAGUGCAUCAAAACUGUCAUUCCCUUACUAGUAUCUUCUCAGGAGAAAUGCUACAGAUCAGGUAUUUAGUCAUCAUUUGGAAAGAUAAAAAAAUAAAUGGACUCCCAAAGGACAUUUAGAACAUUUAUAUAUAAAAUAUAUAAAUAUAUAUAUACACACAUAUAUAUAUAUUAAAAAAUAUAUCCUCUUGUUUACAACAGUUCCAGAAAACCUCAAAGUAGUUCCCUUCGGAUGGAGGGAGAAAUGGAUUCCAAGCAACCCAUCUGUUUAAACUGUGCUCUGUACAUAGUGUUUUACUGGAGAGCUCUAGUUUGCCUGACUUGCAGAUUUGCCAAAUAGCAGCAAUGGAAGAUAAAGAUCAGCUUAUCAGACUGUAUGGUUCCAAAGGAGGAGUAUGCCAUAGGUUUAGAAAAUAAUCCUAGUAAAGGAAAAAGGAUUUUAGAGCUAAUGAGGCACAGAGCUCUCUGUCAUUUUUAUGAACUCCACGUAAGCAACACAUUUCAUUUGGAACAUCUGUCACCUGGGGUUGCCAUGUAAAGUGAGAGUUAUAUAGUUGUGAUAUUCUUGUGUUUGUAGUUCAGAAGACUCUACUAAUAUGCAAAAAGCCUUACAGCUUUCAAUUGCUGGCAACUACUGUUUAACAAAUAAUUAAAUCUGUGAUAAUGGAUGGAAAUGGGUGGGAUUAUGUAACAGUAGAUGUUUUAGAAAAAUAAUUGUGAAUGAAUUAAGAGUGUUUCAUGUGAAGAUGUUUGAGCCAUUUCUAUCUAUCAUGCAUUCCUGUCUGAAGGCAGAAAAUUUUGAAGAUUAAAAAAAAAAUAAAGCAAUCAAAAGAA
This is a messenger RNA of Phasianus colchicus (ring-necked pheasant), 6742 nucleotides long. RefSeq names its product EMAP like 4 (gene EML4). Gene Ontology annotation, biological process: microtubule cytoskeleton organization. Gene Ontology annotation, cellular component: mitotic spindle. Gene Ontology annotation, molecular function: microtubule binding. Lineage: Eukaryota; Metazoa; Chordata; Aves; Galliformes; Phasianidae. The record is from RefSeq and is a predicted model, not a curated record.